Megalobrama amblycephala (Wuchang bream) is the source of this 6452-nucleotide messenger RNA. RefSeq names its product two pore segment channel 1 (gene tpcn1). Gene Ontology annotation, biological process: transmembrane transport; monoatomic ion transport. Gene Ontology annotation, molecular function: voltage-gated channel activity; monoatomic ion channel activity. The record is from RefSeq and is a predicted model, not a curated record. Gene Ontology annotation, cellular component: endosome membrane; lysosomal membrane. The coding region runs from base 2470 to 4902 and encodes 810 amino acids. The transcript is spliced from 26 exons. NCBI's taxonomy places the organism in Eukaryota, Metazoa, Chordata, Actinopteri, Cypriniformes, Xenocyprididae.
AAAUAACAUCACUUUUCAAACUAUAUACAAUUGCCAAAGCCUUAAAAGGCUACUUUUAAAGCUGCUCUGUGCCUUCUCAAAAUUCCUUGUAAAGACAUAAUGCUGCAUAAAAGCCAGACUAAAUUAUGCCUGCUCUGACCCACCUCAGCCCCUAGAAUCAAAGUAGAUAGUUGAAAUUGCUUUGUAAAUCCAUUUAAGCCACUUGUGAGCAGCACUAAAAUGUCAUCUAAAUGCCACUUCAGAUUCAGAAGCGCAUCUGUGACACCUUUGCAGUGUAAAUUUGGCAUAAGUGCUGUGUUCACAAUUGUAGUAAGAGUCAUUUAUAGGUGAGAGACUUUUGGUGUAUUAGUGUAAGCGGUUUAAAAAUUACUUGGGGAGAUGCUGCACUCUAGUGCUAUUGCGUGGUAUUGCAUUUUGGUGAAAAAUCAAUAACCAAUAUACUAUUUCUCUGUCCGGACAGUUUUUUGGGGUAGGACACUGUUAAGUACUGCCCCUUUAAGAGUGAAGUAUCUCAAUGCCAACGGUCAUGUGUUUAAGUGUCCAAUACAGCAACAUACCGGCUUUUGUACCUCACACACACACAGACAGAGGAGUUAAAAUGCUGUGUCAGCCUUAUGGCAAAUACAACACUGUUUGUGGCCCCCCUCCACUCCAAUCCUGCAAACAGUCCAUGGCCUUGUGUCAAAACUGUUUGGUAGUGAUGAGAGCUGGACGCUUGAAUAUUUUGAGGAGCAGAAUGUAAAUUGUAGCACUCUUUUUUUUUUUUCUUCUUCUUCUUCUUCUUUUUUCCCGGAUUGUUCCUUUUGUUAGCCAAGAAAAUUCUUCAUGAAAAAACAACAACAACAGCAACGUAAGGACACAGUCUUUCUUUUCGGUUCCUGGACAUCUGUGUCUCUUAAUUUUUGAGGAAAGAAGCUGACGUGAAUAUCAGAUGCCUUCGCUUCCUCAUUCUGCCUCAAGCUGCUGUCUCAAAAUGUUUUUCGUUGUCAAGGUGAAGAUUGUUUGGACAUUUUAAAUUCUGUGCUUUUAUAAACAACCAAGUCAGAUCUCUGACCAUCAGUCUUUCUUUGUGUUGGAAGGAAAUCUGGAACUGGACUGAAAAGAAACCUGCUAUCUGUGCUGUCUGUCUCUCGUUUUGCUCUGCCAGGAACUUAUUGAUCAGACAGAGCAAAACCAACGCUAUUGUUGUCAUGUGUGUCCUCAAUAAGAGCUGUUUACAGACAGCUGUGGGUCAAUGAACUGAUCGGCAAUGAAGUAACUCAUUCAAUCAGCUUGUGUUUGGUCAAACUAAAAGCUCUUACUGUUUGUGAUUUGAUCUGUAAGGCAUUAAAUUACCAGGCUGUGACCUGACAGAUUGUUUAAAAGGGUGUUAGUGGAUUAAUGUUACAUUCAUUGCUUACAGAGAAGCAAUGGUAAGUAUAAAUGGAAAAAAAUGAAUUGAAACUUUUUACUUCCCUUCGGAGUCAAAUGGAGCUCUCAGCUUGGUAGAUUUGUUUAGCAGUGUCCCCCAUCUCAAAGGACAGCUGUGUUUUUGAGCUUGGAGAAAAAAAAUACUAAAAUGGACACAAUAUAGAGGAUAUAGCAUAGGAAACAACAGAAGAUGACACAGAAGAGGGGGGGCUAUGACAGAAAGACUGAAACCGAACUGAUGGGGAUGGUUGGAAAAGGGUCUAGUUUCAAACGAAGGGACUCUGAAGGACGUUCUCACAGUGCUUGGGACUGAUGCUUAAGAAAAUCCACUGGACAAUCUAUUGAACUGAACCAUCAACAGGGUUUCCUUGCCACAUAUCCUCUGAGAGAGAGUGAGGAAAAGUCCAGAGUGGAAUCCUUUUGGGAUAUGGAGCUAUUUAGGAUUCAACAAUGAAAUGUUUGGACUGGAGUACUGAGUUCAGUCAGUGUUUUGGGAAGCAGCUCUGAAGUGCAUUUGUUCACAUCUUUGUUUUUUCAGUAUUUGACUGUCUUUGAAUGUCUAAAUCUUGUUGAUGCUGUUGAAAGCAGCCCUAAUCUAAUUCUUCACUUUUAUUCUGUAAAAUUUUGUCUAAUCAAUCUUUUUUUAUAUAAGCAAAACUUUGUGGGAUCCUCCUUCGUGCAUAUUUCUUAUGUUUUUGUCAUCAAAACAUUUUGUGUAAUUUUAGUUAUUUUUUUAGAAUAGAAAUACAUUUAACAAACGUUAUAAUCAAAUGAAUGUGCGAAAUUGCAGAGAGAGAUGUAGAGUUUUAAAGUAGCGUUUGGCCUGAUUUGACUUGUGUUUUUUUGGAAACCGUGUCAUCUUUGGAGGAAUCGUGAGCAUCACCACAGGAUUCUGUUCUGCUUUCGGACCGUUGGCCGCAACAGCUGCAGCUGGCACAAUGAAACUUGCAUGUGCGAGAGCAUUGUUUAUAAUUAACCCUUGCAGUGUUAAAAACUGCUUGACCAGUGACAUGCUCUCUGUCUGACUACUGGACCGUGGGGCCGAUCACAGGGGCUGCCAUGGAAAUCUGUAGUACAGUUGACAACAUGACUGGACUAACACAUGAUAGGCCAGUCCAAACGUCCUCUUUCUGCCAGCAGUUUGCAUCUGUCGAUGGGGCAGGAAAUUAUGAUAUUGUGAAUAAUGUUGUCAUUCCGACCCCAGGAGCACCAGACCCCAGGGCCCAGAAUUCUUUGCGGCAGAGUUGGGAAAUGAACUACCAGGAAGCAGCAAUAUACCUGCAGGAAGGAGAGAAUAAUGACAAGUUUUUCACUCAUCCGCGAAGUGCCCACGCGCUCAGCGCCUACCUGUUUGCUCACAAUCACCUUUUCUAUGUGAUGGAGCUGCUGACUGCGGUGUUACUCAUGCUUCUGUCCCUCUCAGAGGCCCCUGCCGUCCCCUUCCUUCGCUUGGACGUCUAUAUUCACGCGACACUGGAGUUAUUGGCUUUGGCGUUGGUGGCAUUUGAGUUGGGGAUGAAGCUCCGAUGGCUUGGCUUUCGCACGUUUAUACAGCAUAAAAGGACCAUGGUGAAGACAUGUGUCCUGUUUCUUCAGUUCAUCGAGGCGAUCGUUGUCUUAGUCCGGCAGACAUCUCACCUGCGUGUGACGAGAGCCCUGCGGCCAAUCUUUUUGGUGGACUGCCGUUACUGUGGAGCCGUUCGCAGAAACCUGAGGCAGAUAUUUCAGUCUCUUCCUCCCUUCAUUGAUAUUCUUCUGCUGUUGCUUUUCUUCAUGGUCAUCUUUGCCAUCCUGGGAUUUUGCUUGUUCUCAGCCAACCCAGCUGAUCCGUAUUUUAGCACACUUGAGAACAGCAUUGUGAGUCUGUUCGUCCUUCUGACAACUGCAAAUUUUCCAGAUGUGAUGAUGCCAGCAUAUUCAAAGAAUCGUUGGUCAUGCAUUUUUUUUAUUGUGUAUCUGUCCAUCGAGCUCUACUUCAUCAUGAAUCUGCUCCUGGCGGUAGUUUUUGACACCUUUAAUGGAGUCGAGAAGAUGAAAUUCAAAUCUCUGCUUUUACACAAGCGAUCCGCCAUCGAGCACGCCUUCCAGCUGCUGGUUAGCCGGCAGAGACCAGAUGGUGUGUCUUUGAAGCAGUUUGAUGGACUGAUGCGAUUCUAUCGUCCACGAAUGACGGCACGGGAUCGUUUUCUCACCUUCAAAGCCCUCGACUAUUCAGGCGCAACCAUGCUGAGUCUCCAGGAAUUUUAUAAGUUUUAUGAAGUGAUUGGGCUCAAAUGGAAGGCUCGACGGAGUGGGGAGUACUGGUUUGAUGAUCUUCCUCGCACAGCAUUCCUCAUUUUCAAAGGAAUCAAUUUACUUGUGAAAUCCAAAGCUUUUCAAUAUGCAAUGUAUCUGGUAGUAGCAAUUAAUGGCAUCUGGAUCCUAGUGGAGACAAACAUGUUAAAUGAUGGUGUCUCAUGGACUCGUGUUGUCCCCUGGAGCUACAUUGUUUUCCUCACAAUUUAUGGAAUUGAGGUCUUGUUGAAGCUCACAGGCCUUGGUCCAAUGACAUAUUUCAGCUCAGGAUGGAACCUCUUUGAUUUCUCAGUAACAGCAUUUGCCUUUCUGGGAUUGAUUGCUCUGGCCUUCGACAUGGAGCCAUUCUACUUCAUUGUUGUGUUGAGACCUCUUCAGCUCCUCCGAUUGUUUAAAAUUAAACAGCGCUAUCGGAAUGUUCUGGACACAAUGUUUGAACUGUUCCCACGUAUGGCCAGUCUAGGUCUGACUCUGAUUAUCUUCUAUUAUUCUUUUGCCAUCGUUGGAAUGGAGUUUUUUGCUGGGGUUGUUUAUCCGAACUGCUGCAGUAAUAGCACAGUUGCUGACUCGUAUCGCCAGAUAAAUGUGACCAUUGGCAACCGAACAGUGCUAGAAGAGGGAUAUUACUAUCUCAAUAACUUCAAUAACAUCCUAAGCAGCUUUGUCACUCUUUUUGAGCUAACAGUGGUGAACAACUGGUACAUCACUAUGGAAGGUGUGACAUCAGAAACUACUCACUGGACUCGCCUUUAUUUCAUGACUUUUUACAUUGUCACCAUGGUUGUCAUGACGAUAAUCGUAGCCUUCAUACUGGAUGCAUUUGUCUUCAGGAUGAACUACAGUCGGAAGAAUAGAGAGCCACUAGAUGACCCAGAAGAUGAAAAGGGGAUUGUAUUUGAGACAGAGGUGUCCCAGACUGAAGCUCUACAGACUCUGGACUUAUAUAAACACACACUGGGCGUCACCAACCUAAGCUCACUGCAGGAAAUGUGUGUGGCUCUGGAGCGGAGCGGGCACUCCUCGUUAGUAUUUCAGGGUCGAAGGUCACGUACCAAGAGUGACCUCAGCAUGAAGAUGUAUGAGGAGGAGAUUCAGGAAUGGUACGAGGAAUAUUCCAGAACAAACCUUCAGCCUGAUGAGGCACUCCACAGAGAACUGGACAGCCCUGAAGCCAAUGCCUCAAACAGCAUUAACUAACACACACUCUGAACACUGCAUCAGCGUUAGCUAACACACUUACUCAUACCUCUGAGGGACCGUAAGACCGUCUUCCUCCCAUCGUUGGAAAGCACAGGUGUUCCCCAUGACCACUACAUGCUCCCUCCUUCCACAUGGAGACCCACAGAACUUCUUUACUUAAAGCCUUAUUCCCCAAAAAACCUUAAGGUUCCGUGGCCAAUCAGGGAAGCUUGCAGACCAAUCAUGUGACAUGCACUAGGUCCAGGAACCUUCUUUUUCUUCCAUGAAAUGCACCUCAUGACAUUUGCCUUUUUGAUCCUGAAUGAUUCAGACUCUCUCAUGGAUUUGACAAAUGGAGCACAGUGAUUGAAUGUUUCUGUGGGAGAUGCAUCAGAACUGAAUGUGAGGAUUUUAGCACUAAGUAACUCGUGUCUUUCUUCACAGUCCGAGGUAUUGCUUAACCAACAGAUAAAAGAUUAUAGUAAUAAACUAAUGCUGUUUUUAAACUAAAGCUGCUUUUUGCUGGAACCUUUGGACCUAUAGAGAGGCUUAUUUUGUCGUUAUAUAUAAAUAUAUACAUGCAGAUUAAACUUAUGUCAGAUGCAGUUAAGAGUCAAGUAUUUAAAAAAAAAAAAUGUUUUAAUACAUUCACUUAUUCCCUCAAUAUGGGCUGGUUUCCCAGACGUGUUAAUUUUGGACUGAUAAGUGUUAGAAAACCAGCCAAGGACCUGUCUUGUCACAUAUGAAAAUAUCUUAUUUCCUUUGUUUGGAGUCAGUAUUGUUUUAGGCAUGAAUUGUAAAGCUUAAGAGUAAUUUUACAGACCCGUUCAGAUAAAAUCUAGUCAAAAUCACGCAUUUUAUUCCACCUACAGUCUGAUUCAUUUGGCUUUCCAGAUUAAAUACAAAUCUGUUUUAAAAUCCAAAUUUUCUUUUGUGUAAAACCAUAGGUGACAAAGGGAAACCAUUUUGCGUUGCAUAUGGUUUUUUUGCACAGUACUUCAGAACUGUUAUUUAUUUAUUUACAUUGAGUUAAACAAAUUUUCCUGUGCAUCUCUCUUGUUUGCUGCACUAUUUUCUAUAUAUAUUUUAGUUAUUUUGCAGAUGCUUUUAACAGGUUGAAUGCAUGCAAAUCCUCUUAUAUCGUUGUUUACUCUCGUGUCUAGAGCAUCUGACCUGGAUUAAAUCAUAAAUGUAGUCAAGAGGGUCAGUGAUUUCAUCUCAGUUGGUUGUUUAAUUGCACUGUAGGGUGUGCAGCCUUGAUGCUCCAAACACAAGGGAACAUGAUGCAUAUGUGACAUCAAACCAAACCAGCUCCUCUAAUACUGUAAGGAUUUACCUGUUUCACUUCUCUGUUCUUGUACCUUUGUAAAUGUAUAAUAAUGACAGGUCUAGUAAAUUAUACAUUUUGAUGGAACUUUUUUGUUUGUUAACUGUUGUAAGGUGUCUUUAUGUGAGUUAACUCGUUUUUGUAAUUGUUAUCAUGGCUACCCCGCUGUCAAGUUUGAUUUCAUUCGGACUGAAACAAUAAUGUAUCUUUUUAAAUUGUCAUGUAAAUCGUUCCUGUCAGA